Messenger RNA from Schistocerca piceifrons (Central American locust), 747 nucleotides. RefSeq lists its product as uncharacterized. Lineage: Eukaryota; Metazoa; Arthropoda; Insecta; Orthoptera; Acrididae. The transcript has 2 exons. Gene Ontology annotation, cellular component: plasma membrane. Gene Ontology annotation, molecular function: odorant binding; olfactory receptor activity. Gene Ontology annotation, biological process: sensory perception of smell; detection of chemical stimulus involved in sensory perception of smell. The record is from RefSeq and is a predicted model, not a curated record. The coding region runs from base 1 to 747 and encodes 248 amino acids.
AUGGGGAAGGACGAGGAUGAGCUGGCGUGGCCGCUGUCGCCGGUGCUGGGGGAGCUGCGACUUCUGGGGCUGUGGGUGCCGCCACCGGGCCGCCGACUCCGUCACCGGCUGCUGCUCGCCUUCGCCAUGGUCUCACACAUCGCACUCCUCUUUAUGGUCAACGGCAGCUUCAUAGUGAACACCCCUAGUGAUCUCCCGCAGAUCUCUUUCGUCGCUUACAACUGCCUGACCGACAUCGGGCUCACUUCCAAGGUGACCUACCGAGUGAACUCAGCGUACUGGUUUGUUGCUCCCAUCAUCAGGAUCAUAACGGCUCCAAGGUCUGAAGAUGGUUUACCAGUGAGGCGAGAUCUGCCCAUCCCUAUGUGGGUGCCAUUCGACACCCAACCGUCGCCGGUCUACGAGAUCCUGUACUGCCUGCAGUUCGCUUUUGGAUGGGCCGUGUCUGAGACCACGGUGCUCGUGGACGUCUCGCUGAUCGCACUCAUGCUGCAGGUGUCCGCGGAGCUGGCGGUCCUCAACGACAACCUCGCCGCUGGCACAGGGCCGCCCUUGCAGCUCUUACCUGCCUCAGAGUGCGACACCAGCGACUCAAAGCUCCAGUCUACCAAGAAAUCACCAUCGUUGUUGGAACUGCCAUAUCCUGACUCUCUGCAGGGAAGAACUCCUCAUACAGACAGUUCGAAAGACGAGACGUAUCAACAGCUGUUGGCCAACGUUCAGCACCAUCAUAUCAUUAUCGGGUAA